UCCGACAGUUAUUCGGGAGAGGGUACGUUUCAUUUUUUCUCCUUCUUUCUGCCACCAUGACCACGGUGUCAACCGUCACCCAUUAUUCUGUUCCCGAAGAAAUGGAGGAAGGUUCAGUCGUUGCUAAUUUAGCAACUGAUUUGGGAUUAGAUGUGAAGACACUAAAAGAAAGGAAAAUGCGCUUAGACGUUGUAGGCAAUAAAAAAUAUCUUGAUAUCAACAAGGAUACGGGAGAGCUGUUUAUAUUAGAGAGGAUAGACAGAGAGUUUUUGUGCCCCUUGAAAACAAGUACGUACUGCUUUCUUAAACUGGAUGCUAUGAUUGAAAAUCCAAUACGAAUGUUUAAUAUCGAGGUCGAAAUUAUGGAUAUUAAUGAUAAUGCUCCUCAUUUUCGGCGAGGGACGAUGCAUUUGGACAUAUCUGAAUCAAGUUCCGUUGGAGAGAGAUUCUCACUGAAUAAUGCUGCAGAUCCAGAUGUGGGAACGAAUUCUGUGAAAGAUUACCACCUGAGCUCAAGUGAAUAUUUUGCGCUUGAAAUUCAGACAGGGAGAGAUGGGUCAAAGUUUGCUGAUUUGAUUCUGAAAAACGCUUUAGAUAGAGAGCAGAAGGCUGUUCAUAAUCUCAUUCUCACUGCUGUGGACGGUGGAGUCCCCGCACGCACAGGUACAGCCAGUAUCAUUGUUCGUGUGCUUGAUGUCAAUGACAACGCCCCUUCAUUUGACAAAGACAAAUACAUUGUAAAUGUGAUGGAGAACUCCCCAAUUGGCAGUCUAGUAAUUAAACUGAAUGCCACUGAUUUAGAUGAAGGGUCCAACUCUGACAUAGUUUAUUUAUAUAGUUUGUACACAUCAGAGAGAACGCAAAAUAUGUUUAACUUGAAUCCAGAAAAUGGUGAAAUCAGAGUGAAAGAGAUGAUUAAUUUUGAAGAUUUGAAACUUUAUGAAAUGGAGAUUAUUGCCAGUGAUAAGGGACCAAGUUCCUUAUCUGGACAGUGUAAACUGACAAUACAAGUCACAGAUAUGAAUGACAAUCACCCAGAAAUAUCCAUUAAAUCAUUUCAUAGUCCGAUCAAAGAAGAUACUGCAGUAGACACAGUGAUAGCAGUAGUUAGUGUCAGUGAUAAGGACUCAGGUGACAACGGAGUGGUUGAUCUUCAUGUUCCAGAUAAUAUGCCUUUCAAACUGAGGGAAUCCUCUGAUAACUAUUAUGAGUUAGUGGUCUCAGAGCCUUUAGACCGCGAGAAGGUUCCAGAAUAUGACAUCACUUUCACUGUUACAGACAGAGGUUCUCCUCCUUUAUCUGACAAUGAAACCAUGACUUUAGAGCUGCUGGAUGUUAAUGACAAUGUUCCACAGUUCCCUCAGUCAUUUUAUACUAUACGUGUAAUGGAGAAUAACGCACCUGGGGCCCUGCUCAGUUCACUCACUGCGUUUGACCCUGACCUCCAUGAAAACCAGUAUCUAGUUUAUUUCAUCCUAGAAAAGGAAAUAGCCAAUACUUCUAUGUCCAUGUUGUUCUCUAUCAAUCCAGAGAACGGUAAUCUUUACGCACUAAAGACUUUUGACUAUGAGAUCGAGAAGGAGUUUCUUUUCCACAUCGAGGCCAGAGACUCUGGCUCUCCUCCACUCAGCAGCAACGUGACCGUUCACAUUAUUAUUGUGGACCAGAAUGACAACGCUCCGGUCAUUGUCUCUCCGUGGCGCGCGCACGGCUCGGUGGUGGAGGAAAAGAUCCCCAGAUCCACUGAUAAAGGAUCUCUGGUUGCCAAGGUGAUAGCUUUAGACACCGACUCGGUGCACAACUCUCGGAUUACCUACCAGUUUCUUCAGGUGACUGACGCCACCUUGUUCAGUCUGGACCAAUACAACGGAGAGAUCAGGACUAUGAGGAUGUUCAGUUACAGAGAUCCUCGCCACCAGAGACUGGUUGUUGUUGCCAAGGACAACGGGGAGCCUGCUCUCUCUGCUACAGUCACCAUCAAGCUGUCCACAGUGGAGACUGCUGUUAAGGCCUACUCUGACAUGACUGAGGUGCCUCUAGAAUAUGACAUCUUCUCUGACCUAAACCUGUAUUUGGUCAUCGGUCUGGGCUCGGUGUCAUUUCUCCUGCUGAUCACCAUAUUGGUCACCAUCGUGCUCAAGUGUCAGAAACCCAAGCCCAGCAAAGCAGCUCCUCCCUGCAGGAACAGUGUGAUCAGUGAGAGGAACUCCACCAUCGCAGACUCCACUCUGGUCUCCAACGAUGCCUACUGGUACAGUCUGUUUCUAGCAGAGACCAGGAAAGGAAAGAUGGUGGUUAGACAGCCUGUGCCAAAGGGCUCCAGAUACAUUGUGUCCAGUAUACCGAGGAGCACAGGGAUGUCAGAGACUAGUGACUCAGCAGCUUCUACUCUGCAGAUGGCGGUAACGGACAUCACGGGAAAAUGGCUGCAUGUGUGGAUUUUUUUUUGUCUGGCGUUGCUGAUUAUUACUCAUUUAGAAGGAAUCUCUGCUCAAAUACGAUAUUCAAUUCUGGAGGAAUCGAAAUCGGGCACGGCAGUUGGACAUGUAGCCAAAGACCUUGGAUUAGAUCUUGGGAGACUGGCGGAUAGGAAUCUUCGUGUCAUAUCAGGAACAAAGCAGGAUCUGUUUAAGGUAAAUCCGAGAGAUGGAGUUUUGUUAGAGAACCAGAGAGUAGACAGAGAAGACCUGUGUGGAAACACAGUUCCGUGUGUCACAAACCUGAAAGUAGUGAUAGAAAACCCUCUGGAAAUGCAUCAAGUAAUAGUUGAAAUACUCGAUGUAAACGACAAUGCACCGAAAUUUCCCGAUGAAAAUUACACAUUAGAGGUGCUGGAAUCCGCCAUAGUUGGAUCCCGAUUUCAGAUGGAAGGGGCACACGAUUUGGAUGUUGGACUGAAUUCCUUACAGUCGUAUAAACUAAACCAUAACCCAUAUUUUCGCUUGGAAACUGAGGAAUUUGGGGAGGAUGGAAAGGUUCCCUUUCUUAUAUUACAGCGACCUUUGGAUAGAGAACACACUGCUCAACACUGGUUACUGAUAACAGCUAGUGAUGGAGGUAAACCAUCAAAAUCUGGUACUAUCAAUAUCACUGUUGUUGUAUCUGAUAUAAAUGACAACUCACCAGUGUGUGAUAGACAGAAAUACACUAUUAUGGUAAAGGAAAACGCACCUGCAGGUACGUUUCUCCUGACAGUAAAUGCAUCUGACUCGGAUGAUGGGAUGAACGGUGAGAUCGAAUAUUCUAUACGGAGUACACUAAGAGGACUCUCAUCUGAGCCUUUCGAUUUAAAUAGUAGAACUGGCAAACUGACUGUGAAAGAAGGCUUUGAUUUCGAGGAAAAGCAAAUCUAUGACAUUAAGGUACUGGCUGCAGACAAAGGUGUCGUGUCUUUGUCCACACACUGCAACGUGGUUGUUAGAGUUGAAGACGUGAACGAUAACCAACCUGAAAUCGACAUCACAUCCCUUUCAAGUCACAUUCCAGAGGAUGCACCUCCUGGCACGGUGGUGGCGUUGGUGGGAGUGACGGAUCGUGACUCAGGUGUGAACGGACAGGUGGUCUGCAGUGUGCCAGGUCACCUGCCUUUUGACUUAAAGCCAUCCCCAGAUGGACAGUCAUACUCAUUGGUCACCAAAGACAACCUAGAUAAGGAGACAAUACAUAUGUAUAAUAUUACAAUAACGGCUAAGGAUUUAGGGACACCUCCUCUGUCAUCCACAAAGGUGAUAAAAGUAGAUGUACUAGAUGUUAAUGAUAAUAAUCCUUUGUUCACUGAAAGCCCAUACACUUUUUAUGUGCUUGAAAACAACAAGCCUGGGACGUCAGUUUUUUCAGUGAGCGCGGCUGAUGCUGAUGGAGAUGAAAAUGCGGCAGUUACAUACUCACUCGACCAUAAAAGUCCGGGGCCCACUGUGACUUCUUUUUUAAAUAUAAAUGAAGCCAGUGGCACCAUUUCAGCACUGAAAAGUUUUGACUUCGAGACUCUGAAAACGUUCCAGUUCCAUGUUGUCGCCACAGAUUCUGGAACUCCGUCACUAAGCAGCAACGUCACAGUGAACGUGUUCAUUCUGGAUCAGAACGACAACGCUCCAGUCAUCCUGUAUCCAGUCAGCUCCAACGGUUCUGCUGAAGGUGUGGAGGAGAUUCCCCGAAAUGUCAACGCAGGACACUUGGUGACUAAAGUCAGAGCCUAUGACGCUGAUAUAGGAUAUAACGGCUGGUUACUCUUUUCACUGCAGGAAGUAACUGACCACACUCUCUUUGGUUUGGACCGCUAUACAGGACAGAUCAGAACACUUCGCUCAUUCACAGAGACAAACGAGGCUGAGCAUAAACUGGUCAUACUGGUGAAAGACAAUGGCAACGUUUCACUCUCAGCAACAGCUACUGUGAUAGUCAAAGUUGUGGAGCCCAAGGAAGCUUUUGCAGCUGCUGAUGUUACCAGCGCGGCAAACGAUCAAGGAGAAAAUAAUGUUGUAUUUUACUUGACAAUAACUUUGGGCUCAGUGUCUGUACUUUUUCUCGUCAGUAUCAUUGUUCUGAUUGCAAUGCAGUGCUCAAAAUCUACAGACUACUCCUCUAAGUAUUUACAAGAUGCUAAUUACGACGGGACACUGUGUCACAGCAUCCAGUACAGAUCUGGAGACAAACGCUACAUGUUAGUUGGACCAAGAAUGAGUAUAGGAUCUACUAUUGUUCCGGGCAGCCAUGCCAAUACACUAGUGCACCCCAACAGGAGGCAGGCAUCUGAAGAGGUAUUAUUAUUAUUAUUAUUAUUUGUUUGUUUUUUGUUUGUUUUUACUUUUUUGCUGAUCUGCACUGCUGUUGUGAAAUUAAAGCCUUCAUUUUGUUGCGUCACAAUGGGAGAACGAGGACAAAGACGCCGAGUGAGCUGCUGGUGGAUUGCUGGGAUUUUGUUGCUGUGCUUUGGGAAGCGUAUUUUGGCACAGUUGAGAUACUCUGUUCCAGAAGAAGUCCAAGUGGGAUCUCCUGUUGGAAAUGUUGCCAAAGAUUUGGGGCUUGAUAUUAACACUUUGACAGAGAGGCGGUUUCGUAUAGUUUCGGGUCCGAAUCAUGCUCUGUUUCAAUUGAAUCAGAAAAAUGGAGUGCUGUAUGUUGGGCAAAUUAUGGACCGCGAAGAACUUUGUGAUGGAACCAAGGUUUGUUUGAUAAACUUGAAAAUUGUUGUUGAGAGCCCACUGGAAAUACAUUACAUGAACGUUGAAAUAACUGAUGUUAAUGACCAUUCGCCGACCUUCCCAGAAAGUGAGCAACGUCUGGAAAUAGCAGAGCAUAUUCCACCAGGAACUCGUUUCCAAAUUCAUGCAGCUAGAGACCCUGAUGUCGGGACACAAUCAGUCCGAUUCUAUAAGUUGAGCCCAAAUGAUCUUUUUGAUAUACAAGUCAGAGACAGCGAGGAGGACAAAAUACCGUUUUUAGUGCUAAAAAAGCCCUUGGAUAGGGAGCAAAAGGCAAAACACCGUUUAGUGUUAACUGCUCUUGAUGGGGGCAGUCCGUCGAAAUCUGGGAACCUUAAUCUAACUAUCACUGUGCUGGAUGCAAAUGAUAACCGCCCUGUGUUCAGCAAAGAUAUACAUACUGUGUCAUUAGUGGAAAAUGCUCCUAUUGGAACCCUUGUAAUCAGAUUAAACGCUACCGAUAUAGAUGAAGGUUCAAAUAGCGAAAUUGAAUACAGCUUUGGCAAAACUCAAAAGAAAAAAGUGCACGAUACCUUUGAAUUAGACAGCGUCAGUGGUGAGAUUCGAGUGAAAGGAAACGUGGACUUUGAGGACACUGAGAUUUAUAGACUAGAUUUGCAAGCUUCAGAUAAAGGCCAGCCACCCUGGACGGCCGAAAGCAGAGUUGUGAUAAAAAUUAAAGAUGUGAACGAUAACAAGCCAGACAUAGAAGUGACAUCACUACGUAACUUAGUCCCUGAAAAUUCCAAACCUGGCACUGUUAUCUCUCUCAUCAGUGUCACGGACAGAGAUUCAGGCGUUAAUGGGAAAGUUAUUUGUACAAUAUCGGAUAAUGUUUCAUUUGAUUUGACGCCAUCCAUUGAAGAAAAUAUGUACUCUCUUGUCACAAAGGGACGUUUAGACCGAGAGAAUGUGUCCAAUUAUGAAAUUACAAUAACAGCCACUGACUGUGGUGAGCCCCCACUUUCCACUGUAAAAACUUUAAAAGUUCAGGUGUCAGACGUGAAUGAUAACAGACCAAAUUUCAGCCAAAGUCCAUGUGAACUUUAUAUGGUAGAAAACAAUGCUCCUGGUGCAUCGAUAUUUUCUGUUAGUGCUGUUGAUAUUGAUCUGAAUGAAAAUGCAGCAAUCACAUACCACAUUGUGAGAGGUGAUGGGCUGCAAGGUGACAUGACAUCUUUCCUAAAUGUUAAUUCAGAUGACGGACAAAUAUCAGCACUGAAAAGUUUUGACUUCGAGACACUAAAAACGUUCCAGUUCCAAGUUGUUGCCACAGAUUCUGGAACUCCGCCACAAAGCAGCAACGUCACAGUGAACGUGUUCAUUCUGGAUCAGAACGACAACGCUCCAGUCAUCCUGUAUCCAGUCAGCUCCAACGGUUCUGCUCAAGGUGUGGAGGAGAUUCCCCGCAAUGUCAACGCAGGACACUUGGUGACUAAAGUCAGAGCCUAUGAUGCUGAUAUAGGAUAUAACGGCUGGUUACUGUUUUCACUGCAGGAAGUUACUGACCACACUCUCUUUGGUUUGGACCGCUAUACAGGACAGAUCAGAACACUUCGCUCAUUCACAGAGACAGACGAGGCUGAGCAUAAACUGGUCAUACUGGUGAAAGACAAUGGCAACGUUUCCCUCUCAGCAACAGCUACUGUAAUAGUCAAAGUUGUGGAGCCCAAAGAAGCUUUUGCAGCUUCUGAUGUUAAAAGUGCAGCAAAGGAUGAGGAGGGGAAUGAUGUGACUUUAUAUCUGAUGAUAACUUUGGGCUCAGUGUCUGUACUUUUUAUCAUCAGUAUCAUCGUGCUGAUUGCAAUGCAGUGUUCAAAAUCCACAGACUUUACUUCUAAAUAUCUACAAGACACAAAUUAUGAUGGGACACUGUGUCACAGCAUACAGUACAGAUCCGGUGACAAGCGAUACAUGUUAGUUGGACCCAGGAUGAGUAUAGGAUCUACUAUAGUCCCGGGCAGCCAUGCAAAUACUCUAGUACUUCCUGACAGAAGAGGGACAUCUGGAGAGAUAAUGAUCUGA
Molecule: messenger RNA, 7226 nt
Organism: Scomber scombrus (Atlantic mackerel)
Lineage: Eukaryota; Metazoa; Chordata; Actinopteri; Scombriformes; Scombridae
Product: protocadherin Fat 4-like
Exons: 5
Coding region: 57-7226 (2389 amino acids)
Biological process (GO): homophilic cell-cell adhesion
Cellular component (GO): plasma membrane
Molecular function (GO): calcium ion binding
Source: RefSeq, a predicted model, not a curated record